Messenger RNA from Chondrus crispus (carragheen), 1836 nucleotides. RefSeq lists its product as hypothetical. The transcript has 4 exons. The coding region runs from base 195 to 1715 and encodes 506 amino acids. Gene Ontology annotation, cellular component: cytoplasm. Gene Ontology annotation, biological process: nucleoside triphosphate biosynthetic process. The record is from RefSeq and is a predicted model, not a curated record. Gene Ontology annotation, molecular function: ATP binding; nucleoside diphosphate kinase activity; AMP kinase activity. NCBI's taxonomy places the organism in Eukaryota, Rhodophyta, Florideophyceae, Gigartinales, Gigartinaceae.
AACUAAAUCGUCCUGCGACCAAAAAGUAUUGGAGAUCUCCACAACGAGACGUGCGUGUGAUGCUGACGCUUUAGUUUGUUCUGCAACGCCUGCCCACAUUUCAAGCUUCUUACCUACAUUAUUUGUACGAAGAGCCUUCUUUUUUCGUCAUUGCUUAGCUCCCCUUCGCGCUUUGGUUCAGAAACGUGUUUAGCAUGGCAUUUUUAGUACCUCAACCGAUUUUCAAUGCAUCAACCGUGUCCAGCUCAGAUGCUUUGGUCUGUCGCAAACCGCGUCGACUAUCGUCCUUCAUCCCAAGUUCAUUUCGCCAAUCAACCUCACCAGCCUGGUCAAACUCCCUGCGAGCGUCUCCACUCCAACCACGCGUCAUUCGAGCUCCACUUCUCGCCUCGGCCUCUGUUGCCAAUCCACCACCACCCCAUAUCCUGAUAUCUGGCGCUCCUGCUUCAGGAAAAGGUACGCAAUGCGAGUAUAUUGUGAAUAAGUACGGUGUUGUCCACAUUUCUACUGGCGACAUGCUGCGAGCAGCAGUCAAAAAUAACACCGCCUUGGGUGUCGAGGCAAAGUCAUAUAUGGAUUCUGGAAGCCUCGUUCCGGAUGAUCUCGUGAUAUCAAUGCUAAAAGAACGCAUUGCUGAGGACGACUGCGCGAAAAAAGGAUGGCUCUUAGACGGAUUUCCGAGAACUGCGGUGCAAGCAGAGGCGCUUACGGAAGCCAAAAUUCUCCCAGAUGCGGUCAUUGUGUUAGAGGUCAAAGACGAUGUUCUUUUGGAACGGGUUGUCGGUCGCAGAUCUGACCCGCAGACCGGGAAAAUCUAUCACAUCAAAUUCAGUCCGCCCUCAGACCCAGAAGUGCUCAACAGACUUACUCAGCGCUCUGAUGACACCGAAGAAAAAGCCCGCGUUCGUCUCGAAAGCUAUUACAAGCAUGCUCGUUCCAUUGCAGACCACUACGAGUCUACACUCCGCAAAAUUGAUGGAAAUCGGGACAAAGCUGAUGUCUUCAGUGACAUUGCGUCAAUUGUGGAUAGUUCGAUGACCGAAAAGAAUGACGAUGACGACGACGAUAUCACCCCGUCAAGUCCUGGUGUAAAGUCAAACACUGAAACAAAAUCAAAUCCCGACAGCACUGUCGGAAUUCCCGUCGCAGAGUUUGUGAGAAGGGCCGAAGAAGCAUACGAGAAGGGAGUUCUUACUAAUGAAGAUGUCAAUUGGAGCGGACAGGCAGGUGUAGACACCCCAGGUAGCUCUGGAACCUCAAACUACAGUGACUUGGGGAAAAGACUAGAUCUUGCCUUGGGAGACACUGCCGCUUUUCUUCUCUUUGCAUACAUUGGAAAGGCCUCUCAUGGCGAUAAAAGCUUGAAUUUUGGCGUUGUGCAGACAGCAACUCCUUUUAUUGUGGCAUGGUUGGCAACAUCCCCAUUGCUCGGGGCCUAUACCAGAGCUGCAACCGCCAAUGUCGCGGCAACUGUUAAGACCUUUGCAAAGUCAUGGGCUAUUGCUGUGCCGAUGGGAAUUGGGUUGCGAGGUGUAUUGACGGACCACGUUCCACCAGCUGUUUUCGCCGUUGUCACUUUGGUAUCAACUUUUGCUAUCGUUGGUGGCUGGCGUGUCUUGUACACAAAGAUUCGCGGAGAUGAGACUGAUGAGGCUAGAAGGGGUGGCAUUCUGGAUGGAUUUAACAUGGUAUCUACAUUACUCAGGAGAUGGUAACGCGGACGCAUCUCGUUCACGAACAAUGCUAUCACUGCCGGUGAACUCUUUCGUAGCCUUUCGUAGCCCUAUGACGUAUACAGUGUUUGCAGCCUAAAAGGUAGGGGGCAGCUUCACGGCA